Molecule: messenger RNA, 984 nt
Organism: Penicillium robsamsonii
Lineage: Eukaryota; Fungi; Ascomycota; Eurotiomycetes; Eurotiales; Aspergillaceae
Exons: 1
Coding region: 1-984 (327 amino acids)
Molecular function (GO): metalloendopeptidase activity
Source: RefSeq, a predicted model, not a curated record
AUGUAUACCAAGACUGGAGCCCUCGUCCAGCCCCCAGCUCAGACCGCGUCUGGUGGCGAGGGAGACCCUGACCAACAUAAGAUAUAUGAUAAUCUCUGCGAUUUCACUUGUAGCCGAGGGUAUUUCCCAUCUGGAACAUGCAUGUCCAAGGAUGAUAUCGCAAUCUCGCAUAUCAAUCCGGAAUUUAUAUGGGGUGGCACUGGCAAAGCUGUGUGCGAUGCUGACCAAAGACCGAAAAUAUUAAGAGAGUUCCGAUUUGCAAUUUUGAUGGCAAAACUAGCACAGGAAAACGUACAACCGUGGGACUACUACGAGAUUUUCUUCUCGGAGGGCGUGCGGAAUAAAGAGAAUUUUGCCCAAACUGCAUCUGUUGUCUACGAGGCAGUUGUUUCGAUGCUACAAGGCUCCUCUAGUUUUGGUCUCCAGGUUACUUAUGACAACGGUGCAAAUCCAUGUAAAAAAGUAAAAAGCCCCGAUCUAACCUACACGAAUGCCGGCAAAAAGACAGUGAACAUCUGCGAAGGUUUCUUUCAAAUGGAAGAGACAUCCUUGAGAUAUAUUCAUCCCCCGAAAAGCAUCAAAGAUGCACACCGUACAAGAGCAGCCAUUCUUGUUCAUGAGAUGACACAUUCCAUGUUUGCAAUGAAACCGACAGCUCAAUCACAGGCCAGGGAUUACGCGUACGGGUGGGAGAGUUGCAAAGAGCUUGCUGCGGGUACUUUCAACCGAGGAUGCCAGGAGUACGCCGGUCUCAUGGGGAUGCUUUGUGCGAAUCCAACCGACCCUAAGAAGGAUGGGGUUUGUGAUGCCAAUUUUUCGGAACACAAUGUCGAUACGUGGGCCGUGGUCGCGGCUGGUACUUUCUUCAGUGAAGCGGCUGGCAAGGCCAUCCCACUAUACCCUCCCACGGCGGUGUUUACUAGAGCUGAUUCUGGGUGUAUACAACAUGACGACAUUAUGUUUGAUCAAGGAUGCGGAUUUUAG